This is a messenger RNA of Anopheles stephensi (Asian malaria mosquito), 10249 nucleotides long. RefSeq lists its product as uncharacterized. Lineage: Eukaryota; Metazoa; Arthropoda; Insecta; Diptera; Culicidae. The transcript has 4 exons. Bases 623 to 2257 code for a protein of 544 amino acids. The record is from RefSeq and is a predicted model, not a curated record.
GAGAUGAAUAUGUCCGUCCGUUGGUGCUUAAUGCUCCGAACCGCACCGGGAGCUCUCCCGAACAUCUGCUCCAUCGCAGAAGGUGUUGCUUCAUCGAACGCCACUGAAAAUUUGGUUGUGCAGUGUGGCGCUAAGGGUUUUCGCGAACUGAGACGCUGGUCGACAGGACGCGCGUCGCAUGGAAAAUCCAACAGCUAACGGGUGUUCAGCAGGAUUGGUUUUAGCAUCAGGCACCGUGCAACGCUUUACGCUGGAAUAGAUAGAUAAGGGUGAGCGACGACCUGUACCCACAUGUCGUCCGGAGCUGCUGGCCAGUGAAGAAACAUGUGAAGAAAGGCAACCAAAAUCUCGCGUCACGGACCGACGACAGUGUGAACAGACACAGGGAAUACAGCGAAAAACAAUCCUCCAUGAGAGUCAUCGAUCAAUUAAGAAUCAAUCAUCACGAGUAAAGCCAAUACAAUAUAACAUCGCCUUCGUUCUAGGACGUAACACGGAUUGCUCUCCACCAAACAGUGGAACCACUACCAUUGUGAGUGUGUGCGUGCGUGUGUGUGUGUGUGUGCGUGAGUGUUAUUAUCUGGGUUCCUGGGACGAGACUCCAGUCUUAAAGGCUUUAACCAUGGAUUCGUUCUUCCGGCUGAGACGGUCGUCCCAUACACCUUCGUACAGCCAGGGCGGUCAGGAACCGCUGAUCGUGGUGGAGGAGUCGGAAGCGAACGAAAAGGAGGAGGAAACAAGCAAUCAAUCGUCCCAGCGCCAAAGUCUGGACAUCGAAUCGCCCGAAAACCCGUACUUGCUGUCGCCAUGGCGCGAAACGCGCAAACACUCGCUACCGACACCACCGUGCACCAGCGGCAUCACCGCCAGCCAGGUGCGGCGGCUGUCGGAGCGGGGCGGCGAAGGAUCCGGACCGUCACCGCGCGAGCAGGCCUUCCUGGCUACGCUCUACAGUACGCCCGCACCGCAACCGGGCGGCCGGCGCCAUUCGGUGGUCACGAUCAGCCGCGUUCCACCAACGCUAUUCGGCCGGAAUCGCAGGGAGUCGAUUGCAGCGCUACCUGCUGGCCAGCGUUCGAACGCAAGCUCCCGACGCGAAAGCAAUAUUGGACCGCCGCCAUCGACGGACCACCGAGGUAGUAUACACAAUUUACAGUUAGAUAUAAUGGAUGAUAUAGUACAGGCUAGAAAAGCGCGCAUGAAGCUGUGGAACACGAGCAACGAGCGUGUGUGCGAAGUGCAGACGCUCGACGAGGCCGGCACCGGUUCCAGCUCGCCGAUGCGGUACACCAACCGGCGCUACUCGGACUUUGUCGGUACCGCGCUGCCCCCGAUACAGUCGUUCCGGCGCGCGUCGGAGAUGCCGAUAUCGCCGUGUGCCCCGCUCGUACCGGCCGGCCCGACCAACGCACCCGCCACACCGGCCACGGCCGCCGGCGACACCGCCGCGUCCUUCAAGCCGAAAACGAAGAUGGGUAUCGUGUGCACCAACACUGAUCUCAUAUCUCUCUUAUCGUCUCUAGCCUCGUCUGCGACAGAGAUUAAUCGAUGUGGCGAGAAAGAGCACCCUAGCCCCCUAGCUUCCCACGCAUUUCCGCUCGGCCGGUCGGGGGCGGCGGCGGCGGCCAAAAGUCCGACCGCGGGCACCUCCGGUGGCGGUCCCGCGGACCAGCCGAAAAGCAAUCUGCAGAAGAAUCGCUCGAACAGCUUUGACAUUUCACUGUACCAGAAUAUCAAGCAGCUCGCCACCGGUGGCACGCUGGCGGGUGGUAGCGGCGGUGCAACCGACACGGAGAAAUCGUUCGUCGAGUCCGGCUGGUUCGUCAAGCGCCAUCAGCCGAUGGCACGCCGCAAAUCGGCGGCCAAAUCGCCGUGCGCAACCGUCACGUUCGCGCGCGAAACGUUUGACAAGCUGCGGGACAAGGAACCGGCCCACAAGGACGAACCGAAACCGAAGCCGAAAGAGUCCCGCUCGCCGCUGAACAAGCUGAAGUGGGACGGCCGGAGCGCGAUCGUGGACGCGCGCAUGAUUGGGCACGCGAUCGAGAACUUCAUUACCGGCUCGUCCUCGUCGUCGUCGUCGUCCUCGGCGAGCAAAAAAGGGGCCGGCGGGGCGAAGGACGGUGCGGCUGGCAGGUCCGGUGGCAAGAAGUCGUCCACGUCCAGCUGGUUCGGCAAGGCGGACGAGGACGAAGACUCGAACGAUACGUGCGACUCGUCGCUCUGCUCCACGCUGAAGGAUCUGUUUGUGAAGUAAGCGUCACCCUGGGCCUGGGUGACCUACUACCGAUGCUACUACCUACCAAACUACACUACGGGCCGUCGCCGGUCGACUGAAUAACCGGCGCCGGCCAAUGCCCACCGAAUUAACCGUAUAAUGCAGGAACCGAGCGUCAGAAGCCGGGGAAACGGCGACAGUGGCAGCAGCGGUUCCAGACGUCAAACUCUGCUGCUGCUGCUGCGUGUGUAUGUGUUUGCGCGAACAAUUAACAUAACCAAUCCCACCAAUGUUAGUAUAGCCUUUUUGACAUCUACUGAUAUGAACGUGAACAAGUUUUACCUAGGCUAAACGAUUACUAAACCAACCAUUGUUCGUACGUGUGUAUCUUAGAGUACUAUCGCCAUGUUGGUUUUCUGUUGCGUUCUACGCCAUUUUUCUACAAAAAAAAACUCUCACACUCAUAGCAAUACACACUGUUGCGCUGGUGGUGCUGGUGCAACAGGUCGACAGCGUCUGCCAGCGGUCCCACGGCGUCCAUGGCGUCCGUGGCGGACCGCACAAACCGUUCUAUCGUACUCUACUCGUAUCGUGUGUAUGGUGUAACAGCAAACAAUACCAGUCAGUGGAGAGCAGUUUAUUGUGUAUGUGUGUGCGUGUGACAAAUUUUCUAGCUGUUUCUAGCCACACACCACAGCCUUCCAGGAAACGUGGUCCCUCGACUCACUCGACGCUCCAGAUUAAGCGUUUUGCGACACAACUCAGCCAUUUUGUUUCUUGCAAAACCAUUUCCUCACAGUGCCAAACUAAGUUUUGCCGUACGAAUAGACAUAUACAAACAUAUAUAUAUACGCGCGCACACCCAUUUAAAAAGUACAUUCGCAUACCACAAAAAAAACGGGUUACGUGAGACUAAAGCAACAGAAACUGCGAUAUGUGUAACAUUCGAUCCACCGUGUUUAAGACGUGUACGCAAUUCCACGAGAUGCAAUUUUGCCCACCUCAUUCCCAGGCACGUGAAUCUUAGUGUUGUGUGCGUCUGCUACUCGGGCGUCCGAGCUGUUUACGGGAAUCUACAUGCGUUCACUUGUAGACUAGAGUAUACUUUGUAAGUGUCUAAUCAAAACAUGCAUGUAUUACAGUACGAGGUUCGGGAGUUGAAAACCGAGGUGAGUGUGUGAGGGGGAGUGGGGUGUGGUGUACCUAUCUCUACCAUAUUCUGCAGUUCAAUUGGUCGCAGGACCAUCGACGCGCAGUAUUGGACAUAACCAUUGCAACUGAUAUCCUGAUGACAGGAAGUCCUUGGUAACGCUCAUCGUCUAGCGCCAUAGCGUCUGACAAUCCAAUAUCCUUGCGAUAAUGAUGAACGCCAUCACUUCAUCAAAGUUUGGGCCUAGCAAGCCUCCUCUGUCCAUGUGUACGGCCUAAAGAGACUUAACGGGGUAGGGUAGUCCGGUGCCAUGUCUCGUGACAUGCCGAGCUUACCAGAACCUAGGCUAGAACCUACCCAGAGUCUAGUUUGCUGUUUAACAGUGAGAUCUUUAGACAGCUUGUAGAGCUCACAAUCUUUGAAAUAUUUUCCGGUCUAGCAAGACCUACCAGAAGAUUAGUCAGCUUCUGAUAGAAUUCAUAUGCCAGAGGCGUAUCGGGAACAUAUAAGCGCUAUAAAGUCGCAGCUUUCUUCUGUCACUUCAGGUGUUUUGAGCGGAGAAGAAUAUAUCUUGGGUUGUUCUAGGACGAUUUGAGCAUCCUUGCGUGUGUCACAGCAGUCGAUCUUGAGUAUUGACUACCGCUAUCAGCGUAGCGCCAGGAUCGGGGUUGACCUACAGCAGUUAAUCUCUGAAGUGUUUCCACCUCCCAAGUCCAAGUCCGAGAUCUCGCGAGUUUUUCGUCCAACUUCACCUGAUCAUUCUUACAAACCAUGGUAGACUUGGCCGGGAUUCCGAUAGAGCUCAUUGUCGUCUAGUUUUACCCAGGCUGUACUGUCUAUACUAUGCUGCUGAAGCUUUAAAAGAUGGUAAGAGAGUGAACAGCAACUCUAUCAUCUUCUUCAAGGUUAAGACUACAUAGUGAAGAUUUGGGCAGUAGUCAAUUUUUCGCUUCGGAAUCCAUCCCUAAUAGUUUCUAACAAUCUCUUCGGCGAAUGUGAAGGAACGAUCUUUUAACCUAGGGAUUUGAAUGUCUUGCCAUCUCCUGCUGAAAACUUACUGCUUGCUUCAUAACUCUGAAGGGAUAUAAUCCUAUGAAAGCAGCUGUCAGAAAUUGAAAAACCCAGCAAAGGUUUAAAAAUGAUUCACACAGUCUGGAGUAUGAAAAGACGGAAAAGAGUGAAAACCCCGCAUUUAAUUGCAAUAUGAUUUUUGAUUCGCUUUCCUGGCUAUAGAUGUUUGGUUUCGUCCAGCACAUAAAUAUAAUUAAGAGCUGCCUUGGGGUUCAAAAAUAGCCACGAACUUGCCACUGGAUUGUCACUAUGGAAUGGCCAGCUCAAUAACCAUUUUUUUAAUCAAAUUUCAAACCUACGUGCUCUAGUGGUUAAGCAUAUUAGCAAUAGCUACUAUGUUUCAAAAUCUGGACAGGGGGUAUUCAAACUGUCAAAAAUAACCAUGGUACUAAAUUUAAAUCGACGUUAUUUAUAAAAUAAUUGAGUUCCUGGCUAUAAGGAUGGUUAGCAAUAACAAGAGUCAAGCAGCUUCAUACUUAUACAUACAGGUUGUGUUAGUCCAGCAACAAGGCUCUGAGGCCUUCUUCUGAGGGCCUUGAGUUGAGUCCUCACAGUAUUACAAAUAUUUUCUUUGGCGAUACAACCUCAAUGGGUGUUGUGGUCUACCACUUACUGCUUCCUGGACUUAGUUUCCCCACAGACACAGGACUGACUAUCUUGCUACGGGUAAAAUCAAGUCACAGAAAGCGAAACAUAGCAGUCCGAGGCCUUUCGAGGUUGUGUAGGGGCCAAGGAAGUGAAAGAACUUAGUUUAGCCGCCGUCUAGAAAUACGGGUUGUAUAAUCAACCCGACCCGAUCGAAAAGAGUUCGGUAGUUGCCGGCAGAGUUCAUGUCUAUUGUACUGAAGUCCAUGUGUCUAGAUCUGUUCCUCGUAUAAUAAGGCCAACACUGGGCCGUUCCCGCCUGGUGAGGACUGACUUUUCAAUUUUAAGUCUAGCCAGAAAUGGCAGGCAUGACCUUAAGAGAUCGUUGGGCCAAGAAAGAAGAAGUGUUGGAACUAAUCCUGAACUAGUCCCACGCCACCAACUCCAGGGUAGAAACAUUCAGUGUUUUCUAUAUUAUUUGAUAUUUGAUCAAACAGUCCGGUUAAUCCUGAACCAUGGUAAUGAGAUUCCGGAAGCUUCUGAUUCGGUCAGCAUUAGGUUCGGUCUUCUAUCUAUAAAUAUUUAAAAAAAAUUCCUUUAAAAAUUAAAAUCAGGAUGCUUCUGCAUUAGCUGCAAAUGUUCUGUCUAAUACUGUAGAAGCGUUACUGCGUUACGCGUUUGGUACAUUAGUAACGUAAGCUCUCACCCACCGUUAUCGUUACACCGAACAGCGAGAAAUAGUGUUAAUAAACGAUUCUACCUUCCGACGCGUUACGUAAGCGUUACACACACACGCGCUGCUCGCAAAUAGACUGAAAUGGUAGAGAUAGGUAUACCGCAACCGGCACCGUUAUGUACAUUAAUGUUAAAACAAACACCGGAUUUUUUCGCUAUGUGUCUGAGCUGAGGGGAAAAAAUGCUGAAUGAAUUGAUACGCCAAGUGGGUGCGUUACAGUGUUUGUUUUCCACAGUCUUCUACAACAAGUUUCUUCUCGUUAAAACAAUAAGUGAAUUUGCUAUAACACUCAUCGGUGUUAUACCCACCUCGAACGUCGGCACAUUGUUCCAAACAUAUGGAGAAACUUGUUUGGAUGGUCUGAUAAACACCUUACUUCGAUAGAAACCCACCUUAGACCGGUUGGUACGCCAAGGAUUGGCUGCCGGCAUUCUACAUAACGGAAGCAUUAUCACGAGAUGCAAUUUAUUUAACAAAACCAAAAAAAAAAAAACAGAAAAAAUGGUAAAUGUAGCAAAACGUUCCAAAACCGAAACCAAAAACCAAAAAAUGAUAACAAACUAACUUUAAUAUACAUAUACAUAUAUACGGUUUUUACUUCAAUUCUUGGAUGUGAUUAAAUGUUAAGAGUACAUCUUAUCCGACAAUCGUGAAAAUAGUUAGCAGCUAACUAAGCUCUUGUUCUCCACCGAUCCUCUCCUUCCCCCCUCCCUCUCAUGCCUCUUCCCACUCCUAUCCCAACACAGGUGUUUCGCUGGCACAAAGUUGGUGGUUGUUCAUAAGCAUAAUAAUACUUAUAAUGGUAAAACAAAAAACUUGAUUUGAUAUCGCUAUUGGCGUCAUUUAAUCGAUAUGGGGAGAAAGAGCACAAUCACUUGCGUUACGCAAUGGUAACGGUGCCGUAACGGCAACGCUGCAACAGUAACCCUUACCGUAAUACACAUAUUGAAUAUGUUUGUGUGUUUGAUGAACAGGUGUUUGGGGGUUGGCUUUGUUCUGUUCAACGGAUAUUUAGCUACAUAUCUCGCUACUUAUUGUGGCUAACAUAUCGCCGUAUAAAUUCAAACCCUUUUAAUCCCUUUUGCAUGGGUUAGAUAAAUCAGCUUAUUUUAUAUUUAUUUUGUGUGAGUAGUCAAGAAAUUUUUAUAUUUCUGAAAAUUUUAUUCAAGUUUUCUGACAUGCGGGACUACUAAAAAAAUUAUAAUGAAAUGAAAUAAUAUUUUGGCUAAGAAGUAGCAUAGGCCCACAAGUUGUUAGGGGCGCAACUGUAUGCAAGUUGUGUGAAAGUUCACGGUGAAAUGUGUGCAUGAGCAUUUAGGACAUAAAAUUAAUGACUUAAACUAACUGUUAAUUUUGUAAAUCAAAUUUAUAACUGUUAAUUUUUUGUAUUUUAUUUUAUUUAAUUAACUUUAAUGACGGCAAGCGCCGUAUUGUCAACACCGCACGUGCUACCAAAUUGUAAUUCUCCAAAACUAACGAAAAUCAACAAACAAUUAACAAAAAAAAAAAUAACAAGGCAUUUCCUCCCUGUUAUUUUGACUUAUCCCGGGCAUGCUCGGUUUGGUUAGUAUAAGUUGUCAUGAAAGUUUUUUAAAGUAUUAAUUUGACAUUUUUUAUAUCAACUCUUCGAAUGGUUUUUAUACGUUUAACCAUAUUUUACUCAAUACUGAUACUUUUUUAUAUUUUUUUAUUAAAAAGAAAAUAAUAAAAAUUAAUCAAUUUUGUAUUUCAUUAUGUUUUAUCUAAAUAGUUUACAAACUUGAUAAAACGGUGCAAAAACUAGAUUUUUUAAUUAGUUUUAGUAUUUAUAAAAAGAAUUUACAUACACAUAACACCAUAAAAUUGAAUUUACAUAACACCAUAAAUAAAUAGUUAAUUAUGAAUAAUUUGAGUUAAAAAAUUAAAAGAAAAUAUCAACGUCAACAACGUCAAAUGAGAAUGAUUUACAUAAUUUAUAUAAAACCGUGAGUUUAAAUUAAAUUAGUUUAUCCAAACUCGUCAUGUUCUCAUUCCAGUGUGCACUUCCACGCAACUUGUGGGCCUUUUCUACUCUUUAGCCAUUUUUUUAAAAUUUAUCCCAUAUUUUGAAAACAAUUUUCAAAACAUUGAAGAGUUAUAACUUUAAAUUUACUUUGAAUUAAUUUGAAGUAUUCUCACCAAUGAGAAAAGGGAAGAGUUACUUUCGUUUUCAUUACGAUAUCCUAUCGUUAUUCAAUUCCGGAAUCAAUAGUUAUAAACGUUCAAAGUUGCUACUUGGGGAAACCCUUUUGCCAGGGUUUCGUUGUGCAAACUUGACAUUUGACGUUAGUAAACAGGACGAAACGUCAGCCAUGUUUAGUACAUCUCUCUUUCUCUCUCUCUGAGCCUCAAGAAACGCAUCCGUAAAUAUGUUUUGCCCACUGUUACAGUCACAUCCAAUUAACAAUAAGCCCUAAUGCAAAUGGGCGCAGCCAUGUUGUGUAACGAUUAUUAUGUAUAAUGUUUACUAACUCUUUCUAUAAUAAUUAUUUGCUUUUGCUCAAAUGAGACACUCCCUCCAUCCUCCCUCACUCCACCUUUCUCCAACCCCUUCUCCCCCUCUCCCCAAACCUUGAAAGCCUUCCUGAUGGCGAAAACCCACCUGAAAAGCUGAAACUGAAACAUAACAAAAUCGCAACACUACAUUCAAUGGUAGUUUGCGACACGGAACCACCGACAUAGCAAAAUCAAAACAAUUUAAAAGCAAAAAAAAAACAACCAACCCUCGCCUACAGUGAUGCGUUUAGUGAGAAGCUGCUGUUUAGUGAUGGUGGAAAGUGGAAAAGAAAACACAAAAAAUCAUCAUUAUACCACACACACACAUACACACACACAUACACGCACUGCUGUAAGCAGCCAUUUUACCAUUAUACCGCAGAUAGAAACAAUCUGAAACUAAUGAACAAAAAAAAAAAAGUUUCAUCAAUCGUGACAAUAUAUGAAAACUGAAUGGAGAAAAGAGAUGAAAGGUCGAUAUAUCAAAACAAAACAAAAAAACCGUACUGUUCCGAAUUUCCUAACGUAACCUAGAAUCCAAUCAAACAACAACAACAAAAAUCGUAUGCGUUCAUUUAUUCGAACCGCUUAAGAAGGUUUUUUGUACACUGUUAUGGUAACGAUUUCCAAAGAAAAAGGAACGGUAUUGAGUAAAGAAUAAUAAAAUUGAGACGUAAGACCCGGCAAGAGCAAACAAGCGAAAAAUGAAGGAAAUAUAAUUAAACAACAGUAACAUUUCACUUAAAUGUUAAAAGAAUACCGCGGGAAGGAAGUGCUCGACGGCACACAGAACAGAGCACGUGAACAGAGCGAAUAGGAAAGGGAAAAGUUUUGGGCACGAAGUAGGUCGGAAAUCGGAAACGGAACAGAACAACAUAUUUUUAAGAAUUUACUGUUAACAUCUUUAAACACACACACAAACACAGAAAAUGGGUAUAUUUUUUUGAUUGAAUAAGAAGGGUUUUCCUAGUACAUUACCAGCGUUUCCUCUCGACGCGUAAACUGAUUGUUGUUACAUUUAGCGUUUAAGAUCUAUACAAUAAACUAGUUGAUGAAUGUUUACAAAACUUGAAAUGACACAUCAUUGUACAACAAAGCAUAUAUAUAUACAUAUUAUACUUAUACUAGUGAAAAUGGAAACUGAGAGAUAAAACGAAUCCGUGGUAAGGUAACAAAACCAAAGGAAAAAGCAAAACCCUCUUCAAUGAGCAGGUGGUGUAAUUGGGCUAUGUCUACCGUUUGUUGAUAUCCGACAUUUUGCAAAACUCUAUGUGAUUACGAUGUAUCAAAAAAGGGGGAAAAGGUUAUAAAAAAGAUUAAAGGUAAAAACUAAUUUAUAAAAAACGAUUAAAACCCACGAAAACGGAAACACAUUUUUGAAAUGCGAUACUAAACACUCAAACCCGUAACAAAAGCUCUCUCUCUCUCUCUCUCAUCCAAAGUGUGUCACAACCUUCUUAACCUGGUUAAGCGCCCACAGAAGAAAGAAAGGGGGAAAAAAGUUAUAAAAAAACACGAAGCGAUAUUUUGAAACACAAGCAAAUAAAGAAGAAGAGGAAGAUGCAAAAAAGAAAUAAAAAACAUGAUCAUUAAAACUAAAUACAAAUCAAAACAGCAAUCAAGAAGAAAUAGUUAAGCUUUCAGAUAAGCAUAUAAGUAAAGAGAAAUUCUAGCAAUUUGGUAACUGUAUGGAAACAAUUGUAAAAGGGUAAAACAAGUGGGGAGGAGAAAAACAAAACAAAAUCACACACACACACAUUUAAGAAACGUACAGUGGCAGUGAAUGAAGGUGGAGGGUUAAAACAGCAAACACAAGAUACAAACACUUCUGCAUACAUUCUAUCCAACAAUAAUUUGAACAUAGAAAAAAAAGUGCAUAAUAUUAUAUAUAUAUAUAUAUAUACAUAAAUGUGUGUAUUUUACCACCGAUGAUUCGUGUUAUGGUUGAAUAAAACAAUAUACUUAUUUACCAUUA